Aspergillus clavatus NRRL 1 is the source of this 1200-nucleotide messenger RNA. RefSeq names its product FAD-dependent oxidoreductase. The transcript is spliced from 5 exons. The record is from RefSeq and is a predicted model, not a curated record. Bases 1 to 1200 code for a protein of 399 amino acids. Lineage: Eukaryota; Fungi; Ascomycota; Eurotiomycetes; Eurotiales; Aspergillaceae. Gene Ontology annotation, molecular function: FAD binding.
AUGUCUGAUCUCCCAGUCCUCAUCAUCGGCGCAGGGAUCAGCGGCUUGACCCUGGCCCAGUAUUUGCACAGAUCAGGCGUUCCCUUUCUUAUCUUUGAACGGGAUUCUUCUAUCAAUAUCCGUAGUGGAGGAUGGGGUCUCACUCUCCAUUGGGGACUGCCGAUCCUGCGGGACCUGCUGCCCCAGGAGAUCGUAGCACGGUUACCCGAGUGCUCUGUGAACAAAGAAGCAUCUGACAAAGGCGAUGUUGGUCGAUUCCCGUUUUUCGACCUCAGUUCAGCAUCAGCGCUGUUCGAGGUACCCGCUGCGGAGAGAGUGCGGGUGAACCGGGGGAGGUUGAGGGAGCUGUUGACCACGGGAGUUGAUAUUCAGUGGUCGAAAACGAUUGUGGACGUCACAUCCACAGAGGAGUCGUCUGUCACCGCACACUUUGAAGACGGGACUUCCUACACAGGUAGUCUCCUGAUCGCCUGUGAUGGAGCUCAUUCCCGAGUUCGUAAACUUGUCUAUCCCGAUACGUGUCAGAUGAAUCCGCUUCCUGUUCAGCUCCUCGGUGUGACGGUUCCAUAUACUCCGGAGCAAGCAGCCGGUGCCCGAGCCAUAGAUCCCUAUAUUUUCCAGGGAGCUCACCCGGAGUCGAACGUUUUCCUAUUCUUCAGUUUUCUUGAUACCCCCAAUAACUUUGAGGACAGCACCGACAACUACCUGUGCCAGAUUAUUGUUUCAUGGGCCGAUAGUAAAAACAUUCCACUUCCCGAGGACAGCCCAAGCCGCAUCGCUCUGAUGAAGCAGCUGACGGCUAACUGGGUGGAACCGUUUCGAUCACUUAUACAGAACAUUCCUGAUGGCCUGGAAGCACGCUCCAUUCGCAUUGAAGACUGGUUGUUCAAUCCAGGCAAGACGGCUCAUGCUCGCGUGUUGAUGAUGGGAGACUCGGCCCACACGAUGACCAUGUUCCGUGGUGAAGGCGCGAAUAACGCCAUUGCCGAUGUGGGAGAUCUUGUCAAGAGGAUUGAUUUCACGUCAUCGAGCUCUCUGUCGUCAGACUCUCUGCGUCGAUCCGUUGAGCAAUAUGAAAAUGACGUGUUCACUCGGGCAGGCGCAAGUGUUCUCAACUCACGGCAAGCCUGUCUAGAUGCGCAUGACUUUCAAAAGAUUCUCAAUGGCAGUCCCUUGGUGGCCAAGAGGGUGCUAAAUUGA